Molecule: messenger RNA, 1431 nt
Organism: Rhinocladiella mackenziei CBS 650.93
Lineage: Eukaryota; Fungi; Ascomycota; Eurotiomycetes; Chaetothyriales; Herpotrichiellaceae
Exons: 2
Coding region: 1-1431 (476 amino acids)
Biological process (GO): mRNA 3'-end processing
Cellular component (GO): RNA polymerase II, holoenzyme
Molecular function (GO): RNA polymerase II C-terminal domain binding
Source: RefSeq, a predicted model, not a curated record
AUGUCCUUCACGGAUGAGGCUCUCAAGGCCAAACUUUCAACUCUCAACGAGACCCAAGACAGCAUCGUCUCGGUCUCACAAUGGAUUAUGUUCCAUAAAAGACACGCCGACCGGAUUGCCAACUACUGGCUCACUCGUCUCCGCGACUCGCCACCUCCGAAACGGCUCAACUUCAUCUACUUGGUCAAUGACAUCGUGCAAAAUGCUCGAGCGCGUAAACGCACCGAGUUCCCGGAUGCCUUCUCCCCUUUGAUGCCGGAAGCCAUCCAAACGGCCUACCGCUCCUCCCCGGCAGAAAUCCAAACCAAAAUUCGCCGUGUGAUCGAAGUCUGGCGAACACGCAAUGUUUUCGAAACACCAAUUCAGGAAGCCAUCGAGUCGCGGGUAGACGAGAUCGACAAAUCCAAAGGAUCUAGCGGCAAGAAGACCUUGAUGGGGAACUCACUUUUCAAUUCUUCCUCCGCUGCCGGCAUCCCCAAGGAGCUCGAGACUCUUGCGCCGCUUCAGAUUGCGGUGACCAAGGAAGCCAUCUCAUCCCGCCCAGCGAUCGACGCUGCGAAUUCAGAAUUCACGAAACUCAACGACCCGGCAGCCGUAUUACCCAGCCCACCUGUUCAUGCCGCUCGACUAUCGAGCCUGAUCAAGUCUCUUGCGGCAGCGGAAUCCUCUGUUUCGGCCAGCAUCAAGGCACGUCAAGCCCUUAUUACAGACCUAGAACGCAUCUUGGAGGCCAACAAGUCCGCUCUGGCCAAGGACGAAGAAUCAUUAUCGCUGCUCGAGAGCCGGAAGGCCGCCAUGGAAGCGAAGAAACGCGAAGUCGAAGACAGCAUCAUUCGUGGCCUGUCAUCAGCUGAGGCCGCCGCGGACAAUGCACCUGCCGUGGGAAAUGGCGGCCAUGUUCAGUCUCCGCGUUUCGAUGGCAACAACGAGGCCGGCGGAUUCCUCUCCGAGCGCCCCGAGAUUGAGGAACUCACGCCUGAGCGCGAGUUUCCUGACGACGACUUCGCAACCGGCGGCUUUUACACACCUGGUCCUGGCCCAGAUCAACCUGUCCCUGUUCCCAUUUCAGAUCGACCCAACAACCCUGCUGUCGCAGCGGCAUUAGCUAGCUUCUCUGGAGUGGAGUAUAACCCCCUUCCAUCGUCUGGAAAUCUCGGCGGCCGUCCACUCGGUGACGGUGCUGGCACCACAGCGCGCGUCCGGUCCGCAAGUGGCGGCCACGGUGUGAAUGGGCUCAGCGCAAAGAGGAGAAAAAUGUCGCACGGGGAAGAUGAGAUGGUGCCUGACCUGGGAGAGAUGGGAAUGGAGGGCUUUGGUACACAGGAGUCUGCAACAUUGACGGGUGAGGGAACGGGCACGGAUGAUGAUGUGCUGAGAAAUUUGGAUGCAGAUGUUGAUGAGCUGUUAAGGCAAGAGGGCGGAGGGGCGUAA